Eublepharis macularius is the source of this 6057-nucleotide messenger RNA. RefSeq names its product hephaestin (gene HEPH). The transcript is spliced from 21 exons. Gene Ontology annotation, biological process: iron ion transport. The record is from RefSeq and is a predicted model, not a curated record. Gene Ontology annotation, cellular component: plasma membrane. Gene Ontology annotation, molecular function: oxidoreductase activity; copper ion binding. Bases 89 to 3556 code for a protein of 1155 amino acids. Lineage: Eukaryota; Metazoa; Chordata; Lepidosauria; Squamata; Eublepharidae.
AUGCUGGGGGAAUAUUUUUCAAGCCCUUCGCAAUAGUCACCAGAUUUCCUCUUCGGCAAAAUCUCCAAAAGACCUUCUAAAAGCUGAGAUGGGGCUCUGUCAGCAUGCCGUAGUCCACAUCCAUUUCCUCUUGCUUGUUCUGGCUGAAGGUACCACCAGAGUCUACUAUCUGGGAAUACGUGAGGUGGAAUGGGAUUACGCUCCAUUACGAAGGAAUGAAAUCACGGGACAAAGCAUUACAGACGACCUGGCAGCCUCUAAUUUCCUCCAGCCUGCCAAGAACAGAAUUGGCAGCAUUUACAAGAAGUCUGUCUAUAAGCAAUAUGUCGAUUCCACGUACACCACGGAAGUACCCAAGCCCACCUGGCUGGGAUUCCUCGGGCCCAUCAUCCAGGCUGAAGUGGGUGACACAAUCAGGGUACACCUGAAAAAUUUUGCCACUCGGCCAUUCACUGUCCACCCACACGGUGUCUUCUAUGAGAAGGACUCGGAAGGGUCCCAGUAUCCAGAUACGUCCUCACAGGAUCUCAAGAAGGAUGAUGCCAUCCUGCCGGGAGGGAACCACACCUACACUUGGACUGUUCCUGAGGAUCAUGGCCCAACUACUGAUGAUCCAGCCUGUCUGACCUGGAUCUACCAUUCUCACAUUGAUGCACCAAAAGAUAUUGCCACUGGCUUGAUUGGGCCGUUACUUAUAUGUAAAGAAGGAACUCUGAAAAGCAUUUCUCAAAGGCGCCAUGAUGUGGAUCUCGAUUUCUUUCUGAUGUUCAGUGUGAUUGAUGAGAACAAAAGCUGGCACCUGAGAGAAAACAUUGUGUCCUUCUGCAGAGAUCCAGAAUCCGUUGAUGAGGAAGACGAGGAAUUCAGGGAGAGCAACCAGAUGCAUGCUAUUAACGGCUAUGUGUUUGGUAACCUACCCAUGAUGACGAUGUGCGCUGGGGACCAUGUAUCCUGGCAUCUCUUUGGGAUGGGCAAUGAGAUUGAUGUCCACACUGCCUUCUUCCAUGGACAGACCCUGACCAUCCGAGGCCACAGGACCGAUGUGGCCAGCCUCUUCCCAGCCACGUUUGUCACAGCUGAAAUGAUCCCUCAUAACAUUGGGAAAUGGCUGCUGAGCUGCCAGGUCCACGACCAUCUGCUAGCAGGGAUGGAGGCUUUCUAUGAGGUCAGAAACUGUUCCUACCAAGACACAGAGCCGGAACUGAAAGGGAAGCUACGGAAAUAUUACAUCGCUGCAAAGGAAGUUCAGUGGAAUUAUGGACCCACGGGGUUUGACCAGAGCACGGGGCAAAACCUGCAGGAGCCACACAGCUUUUCAGAGCUGUUCUUUAAGAAGAGUUCCACUCGGAUUGGAGGAACCUACUGGAAGGCCAAAUUCGUGGAAUACACAGAUGGGACUUUUCGGGUGGAGAAAGAACGGCCAAAAGAAGAGAAGUACCUUGGCAUACUUGGACCUGUCAUCAAAGCAGAAGUGGGUGAUACCAUCCAGGUCACCUUUGCGAACAAAGCCUCCUGGCCUUUCAGCAUCCAGCCGCACGGCGUCUUUUAUAGAAAGGAGUGGGAGGGGACGCUCUACCAUGACGGCUUCUCCCGGAACGGAGCUCCUGUGAAGCCUCUUGGGAACUUCACGUACCGCUGGACAGUCCCGCAGCAUGUUGGGCCCACAGCUGCAGACCCUCCUUGCCUGACGUGGAUGUACUCCUCUGCAGUGGACCCCACCAGAGACACCAAUUCUGGCUUAGUGGGACCCUUGCUGAUCUGUCGGCCUGGAACCCUCAGUGAACAAAACAAGCAGAAAGACGUGGACAGAGAGUUUUAUCUUUUGUUUGGAGUAUUUGAUGAAAACCUUAGCUGGUAUCUGGAUGCAAAUCUGAAAUAUUUCUUGAGGAAAGAAGAGGCCUUUGAAGAUCAAGGCUUCAUGGAGUCCAACAGGAUGCAUGCCAUUAAUGGAUUCAUGUUCAGUAACUUGCCUGGCCUGGACAUUUGUAAAGGAGAAAGGGUUUCCUGGCACCUUUUGGGCCUGGGCACUGAAGCGGAUGUCCACGGAGCCGUCUUCCAAGGCAAUACUGUCUUGAUGGAUGGAAUGAGGCGAGACGCAGCCAGCCUGUUUCCUCACACGUUUGCCACAGCCCUCAUGCAGCCGGACAACGAAGGGACUUUUGAGGUAUACUGUCAGACUAGCAACCAUUACCAGUCUGGGAUGAGGGAACGUUACUCAGUUCAGCAGUGUGGGAAGAAGGAACCUUUUCUCCACAGGCGAUUUGAGAGAGUGAGGACAGUCUACAUCAUAGCCGAGGAGGUGGAUUGGGACUACGCCCCAGACCGCAGCUGGGAGCUGGAGAGGCACAAUGGCUCUGGUGAGGAAAGCUAUGGCAACAUAUUUCUCAGCCAUGGGAACGGACUCCUUGGUUCCAAGUACAAGAAAGCUGUUUACAGGGAAUACACUGAUGGGACCUUCAAGACCCCAAAGAACAGGACCAAUGGUGAAGAACACUUAGGCAUCUUAGGGCCUUUCAUUUGGGCAGAAGUGGGUGAUAUCCUCAACAUUGUGUUCAAGAACAAUGCUACACGGCCUUAUUCCAUCCAUGCCCAUGGAAUAGUGGAGAAGAGCGAGAGGGAGCUAGAAGCAGCAGCUCCUGGUGAAAUUGCAACAUAUCGCUGGGAUGUUCCUGAAAGAUCAGGUCCGGGACCAAACAAUUCUGCUUGUGUUUCUUGGGUGUAUUAUUCCAAAGUGGACCCAGUAAAGGAUCUAUUUAGUGGCCUCGUUGGGCCCCUGAAGGUUUGCCGUAAAGGGAUGCUGGAUGUUGACGGGAGAGUUAAAGGCGUCAGCAGAGAGUUUGCUCUCCUCUUCUUGGUUUUUGAUGAGAAUCAAUCCUGGUACCUGGAAGAGAAUGUGAAGAAUUAUGCUGGCCGGGCAGACGGGCCCCAUUUCCGCCAAGAGGAGAAGGAAUUUCUGGAAAGCAACAAAAUGCACGCUAUCAAUGGCAAGCUCUAUGCGAACCUGCCUGGGCUGACGAUGUACCAGGGAGACCAGGUGAAUUGGUACCUGCUGGGAAUGGGCCAGGAGGUGGACGUACACACCGUUCACUUUCAUGCGGAGACCUUCAUUUACCAAAGGGGCAAAAGCUACAGAGCCGAUGUUGUGGACCUCUUUCCUGGGACCUUUGAAAUGGUGGAAAUGUUGGUUGGCAAUCCCGGUACGUGGCUGCUGCAUUGCCAUGUGGCGGAUCACAUCCACGCCGGCAUGGAGACCCUUUUCACAGUCUUACCCAGGCCAGAUCCAGUGCUCAUGGAUGCAGAUUCCGAUGAAGAAAUUCCUCCUGACUCCAAGGACGACGCCCAUCAGAUCCUCGUGUUUGGCACAAAAGUGGCAGCGGAGAAAGUGGCGGCCACCCUGCUCCUUCUUACCAUCACGGGGAUCGUGCUACUCCUCGUUGCCUGUGCCCUUCUUGGGGUGAUAGUUUACCUCCAGAGGCAGAGGCGGCUGAGGCGCAACAGGCGGUCCAUACUGGAUGAAGGAUUCAAGCUCAUGUCAACAAAACAGCAAAGCAUAUAGAGGGGGACUUGGGGGGGGUGUCUUUAAAGCAAUAUACGCAGAACAUCAUAAAAUGACUUUUGAGACAAAAAAAUGGGGGAGUGAAUUUUCAAAACCACGGAAUACAUUGUCCUCUUAGAGAAACACAGUGAGAAAGGGAUCCCCAACAAGCACCCGAAGCUGUUCUCCCUCUUUCUCCUUCCUGAAGAUCUUCCGUUGCAGGCAAGACAGAGGUAGAGCUGGGCUCCUUGUCGCAGCGGGCAGAGAAGGGAGCGGCAGGGAGCUCCAGUUGUGACAUCCACACUUGUAACCCUUCUGGCAGGGAAUCAGUUGUCACCCAAGGUUCAAUCCAGCAUCCUGUCUGAUUCAGAGGCAUAGGUCUGCCGCAACCCCACAGUAGUGUAACAUUCAAAAAGGCAAGUUCAAAUCCCUGUUCAAUCGCAGCGGGUUACUGGGCCCCCUCUCCACCCAACCUUCUGCACAAGGUUGUCGCAAGGCUAGAAUGAGCUGUGACUACACUGUGUCCGGCCUGGCCUGGCUUCUCUGGGAUAUCUGAAUGAAUGAAAGCUGCUUUGAAAGGCCACACAUGAGAAUCUCUGUUUCAUCUUGGCCUAUUGACAUCAGGGACAUGAAGUUCAGUGACCGGCACCUUGUCAAUAAGCUCUCAUUUUCUGCAUGCAGGAGAAACAGUUUUUGUAAGUCACCACUGACUUGCAGGUUUUUUACUCAUUGUGAUCAAAAGACCAAACAAUAUGCAAGAUUGCUAUGCAGAGCAGAAAGGAAUGCAAGAUCCAGUCUAAUGAGUAAACGAUGCUAAAAUUAAGUUUGUGAUGACUCCCAAAAAUCUGUUAUUAAAUAUUUUACCAAGUAAUAUUACAAAAAUGCAUAGUGAUUAGUGAAUUGUUUAAGUACAUGGUGACGGUGGCAAGAAUAAUAUUUGCAGCAAAAUGGAAAGUAGAAUUGUGUCCAGAUCUGAAGGAAUGGAAGACUGACAGCUCAGUCCUAAUGCCCGAGGCAGCGUCAUCACUCGUGUGUCGAUGUAAAUGGGGCACUGCUCCAUGGCUCCCUAUGGACUUCUGCAGGAAAGUCCCACUGGGAUGUGUGAGAAGAUGUCCCGACGGGGAGUUGGGAGCGGCGGCAGCUACGGUCAAUGUCAGGGGAGCAAGCAAACAGACAGCAGUUUCUUGCUUUUCAACACAUAUUUUAUUAGAAUGGAAAAGGUGCAGAGGUUCUCUGGAAGUAUUUCCUGCUAAUGUGGCCGACCCGCAGGCUGCCUUGGUAAACUGCUCCCUGGGCAGGACCUGUCAGUGCUCCCUCACUCCUUACCGAGCUGGAACUUCAGAGUCAGAUAACCUGCAAGGAGACGUGGGUGGUUAUUUUUAGUUAGUCAGACAUUCUGGACUUUGCCCUUCUUCCCUUGAGCGAGUGCAAAGUUCUCCCAGUUUUCCUGCUAAGUCCCCCCAGUGGACUCAGGACCCUCCACCGUGAGUACCCACUCUCCCGCCUCGCGCAUAAAGUCCCCAUGGCAGAAAUCUGAUGGGCAGAGCCUCCAGCCGUGUGCUCACCUACCUGAGGUCAUGAACAGCACAGCCAGAGGUUUUGUAGGAUGCAUGGGCAGGUGAUUGGGUGUUGGGAGGGGGGCUCGCCCACCCCAGAAGCACACGUGGAUUGGCCCCCAUGGUAGUUUCCAUCCUAUGCUUCUUUGGACCACGGGGGCAGGGCUGAGCGCCGGGAGAGAGGCCCGAGUUUUCCCAUUCAAUGGGCGCCUAUGGGCUACGCCUCCUUUUUUGUGGCAUAACUUUCCACCACUGCAGGAGGCGUUCCCGGGCCUGGAGUGGUUUUGGAAGCAGACUAAUUUGUUGCCCUUCCGCCCUCCCCCCCCCCCCAAGCACUGGUGCAGGACCUUGCCCCGCAUUUACACCUCUGCCCAGUCACCAAGCUUGCCUGCCGGUGGCAAACCAUUGUCAUGUCUGCACCCAUCCAUGUCAUUUGUGUUUCUCUGCUCCAUUACAUUGAUCUCAUGCAUUGCUCAUAUGAUUGUGCUUUGUACUGUAGUCACAUAAUCAAGUACCAAUGUUAACCUGCUUGAAAACGAGAGCGCCUUCCUCCCAGAACAAGCAACUGUUAUCUCUGAAAGUACGCUCAGUGACCUUGCAGCUGUAGUGUAAUUCUUCACAGGGGAAAGAGGGAGUUCUGAUUCCGUGUAAUCUUCUGCCUUUCUCUGUCCAGACUAAGGUAUUAUGUUCUCAUGGAACUUUUUAGGAUUUUUGCACCUAAAUGCUAACUGCUGAAAGGCAUGGGGGAAAUAGUGCUCCUUAUAUCAAUAGUCAUUUAUUAUUACAGCAAAAGCUGACUGACUGACUUAUAUCAAUAGUGCAUAUGCGUGUAUACUCAUUCCUACCAACCUGUCUCAUCUAUGGAUGUACCCAUGAACUUAGUGGAUCUCUGAAUAACAACCUUUUCAACCAAUGCACUGGAGUGCUUGCUGUGAGGGGUUUGGGGAUCUAUCUGCCAUGGACUAC